Daldinia loculata is the source of this 1644-nucleotide messenger RNA. RefSeq names its product acetyl-CoA acetyltransferase. The record is from RefSeq and is a predicted model, not a curated record. Bases 161 to 1360 code for a protein of 399 amino acids. Gene Ontology annotation, molecular function: acetyl-CoA C-acetyltransferase activity. Lineage: Eukaryota; Fungi; Ascomycota; Sordariomycetes; Xylariales; Hypoxylaceae. The transcript is spliced from 4 exons. Gene Ontology annotation, biological process: ergosterol biosynthetic process; fatty acid beta-oxidation.
ACCAUAUCGUCUUUUCUUCUUUGAAAGGGGGCCAUUCUGGUAUUGCUGGUAUUCUGGUAGCUCAACAUUUUCGAGACUGAAAUAUAUAAAAUUUGCUUUCUUUUUUUUUUGCUUCUUCUCCUUUUCUUCUGAGCUGUGAGAUCUUCUGUCAUAAUUCAACAUGUCUAAUCUUCCCUCCGUCUACAUUGUCUCAGCUGCUCGAACCCCCGUGGGGUCGUUCUUAGGAACGCUGUCGAGUCUCAGCGCCACUCAGUUGGGAUCCCACGCUAUUAAGGCUGCCAUCGAGCGAGUCCCUCAGAUCAAGCCUGAAGAUGUAGAGGAGGUCUUCUUCGGCAACGUGCUGUCUGCCGGCCUUGGACAAGCACCCGCUCGACAAUGCGCUAUCGGUGCUGGCCUUCCGGAUUCGGUCGUCUGCACUGGCGUGAACAAGGUCUGCGCUUCCGGCCUAAAGGCUAUCAUUCUGGGUGCCCAGACCAUCAUAACCGGCAAUGCCUCCAUCGUUGUGGCCGGCGGUACCGAGUCCAUGUCCAACACCCCGCACUACCUGCCCACCCUGCGCAACGGCGCCAAGUUCGGCGACCAGACCCUCGUCGACGGUAUGCUGAAGGAUGGUCUGACCGACGCCUAUGCCAAGGAACACAUGGGUCUCGCCGGCGAGCUAUGCUCCUCCGACCACGGUAUCUCCCGUGAGCAGCAGGACGAGUACGCCAUCGAGACCUACACCCGCGCUCAGAAGGCCACCGCCGACGGCGUCUUCUCCAAGGAAAUCGUGCCCGUCGAGGUCAGUGCCGGCCGAGGCAAGCCCCCAGUUCAGAUCACAACCGACGAGGAGGUUAAGAACCUGAACCCUGAGAAGCUAAAGACGGUGCGCCCCGUCUUCAAGCCUCAGGGUGGUACCGUCACAGCUGCCAACGCCGCCCCCCUUAACGACGGCGCUGCUGCCCUCGUGCUCAUGUCCGAGGCCAAGGUCAAGGAGUUGGGUGUAACACCCAUCGCCAAGAUCCGCGGUUGGGGUGACGCCGCCCGUGAGCCCCAGCGCUUCACUACCGCGCCCGCCCUUGCCAUCCCUAAGGCUAUCAAGCACGCCGGCCUGACAGACAAGGACGUCGAAUUCUACGAGAUCAACGAGGCUUUCUCUGUCGUCGCCCUAGCUAACAUGAAGCUGCUCGGCCUUACUAGCGACAAGGUCAACGUCUUCGGUGGCUCCGUCGCCAUCGGCCACCCGCUCGGCUGCUCCGGCGCCCGCAUCGUCACCACUCUGACCACCGUCCUGCGCGAGAAGAAGGCCAAGAUCGGCGUUGCUGGUAUCUGCAACGGUGGCGGUGGCGCCAGCGCUAUCGUCAUCGAGAGCUUACAAUGACUACAUGAAGGCGGCGGGGAGGAGACGGUAGUCCGUACGAGACGGGAUUCACGAAUAUAAUGAAAUGAGUGGAUGCGUAUGGAUCUACCUGAGUAAUGUUGCAACGUGUUAAAAGAACCAUGGCCAUUCAACUGCCAAGAUGAUGGAAAAAGUGUAAGCAAAUGAAGAGCUUUUUGUUUUUUUGCUCGAGGAUGGGGAGAAUAAGAGAUUUAAUACAUACCCAAUAUCUACUUACCUUAUCUAGCUUAGGUAGUAAUUCUACAAUUCUGAAAUCCCCAUACAAC